This is a messenger RNA of Sander lucioperca (pikeperch), 1052 nucleotides long. RefSeq lists its product as uncharacterized. The record is from RefSeq and is a predicted model, not a curated record. The transcript is spliced from 3 exons. Lineage: Eukaryota; Metazoa; Chordata; Actinopteri; Perciformes; Percidae. Bases 1 to 930 code for a protein of 309 amino acids. Gene Ontology annotation, molecular function: protein dimerization activity.
AUGGAAAGGAGCCCCAUACCAUCACCAGCUGUUGUUGGAAGAGCGAAACAAGUCACUGGGUAUCUCAAGAACCUGCACCAUUUAAUCUUUCUACACUUCAUGUGUGACACACUUGAUCAUCUUGCUCUUUUGAGCAAAGACAACAACACAGUGUGUCAAGUGGUUGAAAGCCUGGAGACAUUUUACUGGAACCUGACUGCACUCAAGACAGAAAUGGGUCCACAGAUGGCCAAAGUCUACAAGGCAGUGAAGACCAAUGGGGAAUACAGAGGAGUGCAGUUCCAGGCCUUUGAUCCCUCUUGCUGGCCCAAAUGGGAUAGGUCAGACGGCAGUGCUCAAUUCAGGGAGAGUGGUCAGGAGGAUCUGAGGGCACUGACUAGGCACUUCAGCGUCCUCCUUUGUAGGGAGGGCAUAAGCACAGAAGAUGUCAUGUCCAACUUUCAAGACUACAAGGGCUUUGCCCAGGGGAGAACAUCUGUUCCAAUGAGGGACACAUUCCUAAAUAUUAUGAAGUCAGAUGAGAGAUGUGAACGGUUCAGGAGUUUGGUGACACUCCUGAGAGUUUACUUGGUCCUGCCAGUCAGCACAGCUGUGUGUGAGAGAGGGUUCUCAACCAUGACACAGAUCAAGUCUGACUGGAGGACCAGCCUCAGCUCAGUCCAGCUUCAGAGGCUGAUUUUUUUGUCAGUGGAGGGCCCAAAGUUUGAAGACUUUGAUGCUGGAUUGGUGGUGGAGAGGUGGUGGACCUGCAGCCAAAGGCAGUGCCGCCCAGGAUUUAACCCCUGGGAAUCAAGGCAUCGAUCCGAAGAUACAGAGUGGGGCCGGCCAUGCCUUCGCCAUCGUAGAAAAAUAAAUAUUGCAAGGCUAGGUAACAGGUUUUACUGCCUCGUUAUCGGUGUAAACGUUAAAGCUACUUUCAUAUUUCAAUAAGUGUUCUGCUACGAUGUGGAUUAAGUUUUGCCCGUGUUACGACGUGACAUUUAUUUGGAGAGAGAUAUAUUAUCGCCUUGAUAAUGUUGCUGUUGCUGUGUUUCUUAUUGCAUAACUGAUAG